Bathycoccus prasinos is the source of this 2121-nucleotide messenger RNA. RefSeq lists its product with no specific name. The transcript has a single exon. Bases 1 to 2121 code for a protein of 706 amino acids. NCBI's taxonomy places the organism in Eukaryota, Viridiplantae, Chlorophyta, Mamiellophyceae, Mamiellales, Bathycoccaceae. Gene Ontology annotation, molecular function: GTP binding. Gene Ontology annotation, cellular component: cytosol; nucleus. The record is from RefSeq and is a predicted model, not a curated record.
AUGUCGUCGUCGACUCCGGAACAGCAUCAGCAGCGAGAUAAUAAUGCCAUCACUUCCACCAGCUCUCCUUCGACGUCUUGGUACUCCUGGCUUCCUGCGAUUUCAUCCCCGUUCUCCUCCUCAAAUUCAACCAAUUCUUCGUCCGCGUUUGCGUCGUCGAAUCCUUUAGGCGCGAUGAUGAUGAGCACUUCCUCUUCUCAACAACAACAACAAUCACAUCAACAAAACAGACGCCAAAUUGCGAAAAUGGACCAGGCCAUCGCGAACAGAUUUAAAAAAACCGGAGAGAAGUACAACGUGAAAGUCGUUUUGAGAGGCGAUUCCGCCACUGGGAAAACCGCCUUGUUGAGACGCUUAAGAGGAGGCGAUUUCAUCUCCGAGUACCAGCCGACGAACGAGAUAAAAACCGCGCACGUGGAGUGGAAAGCGAAAGGAUCUUUACGAGACGAAAUCAUGUUGGAAGUGUGGGACGUGGUGGAUAAAGCGAACGCGAGGAAAAUUUCGGAGAGUUUGACGUUGGCGCAUAGGGCGGCGUUGAUGAACGGGCCGGUUGGCGAGGCCAACGGAGGGAUCGAAGAAGGCGCGCACACGUUCCCGCUGGACGCGACUAUGAUUGAUGUGUAUUCAAACGCACACGCGGCUAUAUUUUGCGUAGAUCCGAGUAAGAAGUGGACGUACGAGUACGUGUUGAGGGAGAUUGAGAAAGUACCGACGCAUUUGCCGGUGGCGAUUUGCUUGAAUUUUAGAGAUUACCCGGCGUCGAAGAGGAUUUUGCACAUAGACGACGUCGAGCAGGAAGUGGCGAGAUUGUUUUCUGAGACCAGGCCAAUCCGACCGUUUGUAUUUGAGACGAGCAUGUUGAAUAAUUUCGGGUUGAAAGCGUUGAGCACGUUUUUACACGUCCCGUUUUUGUGUUUGAAACGCACGAAUUUGGAGAGUCAGUUGAAACAGAAUACGUCGCACAUAGUUCAAGCGCAAGAGGCGUUGAGGACGAUGAAAACGUCGGGCUCGUACGAGCAACAUCAGAGAAAGAUUGAAGAUUCUCACGAGGCGAAGAUGGCGCAUGAACGAGGUAACGUCGGGGGUGGUGAAGCACCUUCGGCGGGAGUCGCGGCGCCUGCGACGGUGCGAAAGCAAAGUAGUUUUAGCGGCGGUGGUGGUGGUGGUGGUAGUAACAAGGAUAAAGAUGAAGACGCGCUUACGUUUGCGAAGCUAUCAAACACAAAGAUUGGUGAAGUUCCAUUGGUUUUAGCUUCGGCGGCGAUAUCGUCGGCGUACGCUGGCGUUUCAGCUGUCGCUGCUCAAACGCCCGCGGAGCUUGCCGAAAAUCUCGCGAAGAACGCUAAACAGUUUGCGACGCUUGGUUUAGCCGGAGAGGGUAAACAGAAAAACUCAAACUUCAAAGAAUCGACCGAAGAGGAGUUGAAGGUGAAGGUGUUGCCACAGUUUUCGCAUUUGCCCGGCGGAAAAGUAAACGCCGUCGGCGGGAAGCAAAUUGAAGAACCGCUCGGCGCGAUGGAAAAGCUCAUUUUGGACGCGGCGGAAAAGAAGAAUGGAGGCAAAGACGACUUUUUCGACGACGACGACGACGACGAUAGCGAUAAUGAUCGAAACGGAAGAGACUGGGACGAAGACGGAACGCCGAAAAAGUCCACUGCGAUUCGUAUGGAUGGAUGGGACGAUUCAGACGACGACGACGAUGACGAUGAUGAGAAGACGAAGAAAGUGAGUUCGCCAACGAGCGCGGAGUUUAUUCGAACCGUUCCAAAAACGGACCCGUUCUUUGGAGGCUCCAAAUUAGUGAAGACGCCCGCCGAUAAGGCGAAAGAUGCCGAAGAGGUGCGGUUGAGAAGACAACGCGAAGAAAUAGCCACGAGUGCUGGUUUGAAAAGUGGCGGCAAAGACGACGACGAAGAGGAGAUCGACCAACUGGCGAAAGCUUUCGAGUACGAGGAAGUGAAAGAUCCAAACUCGAUCGAUUCUUUUGCAGACGCUUUGCAGCCGACGCUCGGGUUUAAAACCAAGAACUCUCAGAGCAUGUCUUCCACGGAUUCUGUCUCGAAGAAAAAGAAGGAAAAGAAAGAGAAGAAGGAGAAAAAAUCAAAAAAAGCCUCCAAGUGA